Messenger RNA from Anolis sagrei ordinatus, 1182 nucleotides. It is a transcript of the gene NUDT6, whose product is annotated as nudix hydrolase 6. The record is from RefSeq and is a predicted model, not a curated record. NCBI's taxonomy places the organism in Eukaryota, Metazoa, Chordata, Lepidosauria, Squamata, Anolidae. Gene Ontology annotation, molecular function: NAD binding; NADH pyrophosphatase activity; ADP-ribose diphosphatase activity.
AACUGUCCUGUCUCUACGGCGCCUGCGCAUGAAAGCCGCCAUGUUAGGGGCUGGCUGCUGCUUCAGACAAAGCUGGCGGCUGUUGGCUUCGGGUUGGAGGCUCUCGGCAUCCUCCUCCUCCUCCUCGCCGUCCGAGGUGAUUCAGCUGGAGCCGCAAAGGGACAAGUUCGGCGGGCUCAGCGUGCAUUUGUCCCAGCUGCGCGCCCCCGAGAGGCUGGACCCAGGCGCGCUCCGGCGCUGGCUGCAGGAGUCUAUCAAGCGAUGGAGAGGCGAAGGCCACAUUGCCGUCUGGCUGCAUGUUCCUAUCCUGCAGAGCAGGUUCAUCGCGACUGCUGCAGAGCUGGGAUUCACCUUCCAUCACGCAGAAUCCGACUCAGCUACACUCACUCUGUGGAUCGCAGACGGGCGCAGCAGGCUGCCCAUUUAUGCCACGCACCAACUCGGAGUAGCAGGCGCUGUGUUAGAUGUACAGUCUGGCAAAGUAUUGGUUGUACAGGAUAGGAAUAAAACAACAAAUGCGUGGAAAUUUCCAGGGGGAUUGUCUGAACCAGGUGAAGAUAUUGGGAGCACAGCAGUUCGAGAGGUUUUUGAAGAGACAGGCAUAAAAUCGGAAUUCAGGUCCCUUCUAAGUAUAAGGCAGCAACACAGACACCCCGGAGCCUUUGGAAAGUCUGAUAUGUAUAUUAUCUGCCGCUUGGAGCCUUCUUCUUUCAACAUUAGUUUCUGCCAGCAGGAGUGCCUCAAGUGCGAGUGGAUGGAUCUACGUGACCUUGCCAAGUCAAAAGAAACAACUCCAAUCACUAGCAAUAUAGCCAGGCUGCUUCUCUAUGGAUACCGUGAAGGGUUUGAUAAGAUCGACUUAACUAUGAGGGAAUUUCCAGCUGUGUACACAGGACUUUUCUAUAAACUGUACCACCGAGAACUGCCAGAGCAUUACAGGAACAUGACAAAUUUGUAAGACAUGUAGGCUUUUUUAAAAGGCAUCUAAUAUUACUGGUAGUAAAAUGCAUAUGUAUAUUAUUCCAGAUUAAAUUCCUUACAAAUAUAUAUUAUUUCACAUACAAUGCUAAAUAUUUUUAAACUAUGCAAAUUUUAAUAUAUAUUUUUCUUUGUCUAUUCCCAACGCAUCAAGUAAAAAAAUGAAUAUAGUAUUUGACUGGAAAUAAAUGCAUAAGUUCUCCA